AAACUGUUAGCAGGGAAAUGCGAGUAAACCCCGCGAAUCCCGCCAAGAGCGAAUUUCUUACUACUCGCAAGUUCCGCCGCGCCAUGUCCGCAUCAGCGCGCGCCGCAUCUCUCGCUUGCGCUCCGCUUCUCCGCUCCCGCAACAUCUGCACGCUUCCGCUAUCCCCUAACCUCGCUUUCUCCCCCGUCCCCUUUUUGCGCGCGUCUCUGCCUGCGCCAACUAGUACCACCUUCCGCGCACGCAUUCACGCUGCGGAAAGUCCGCAUCUACUGAGUCAGUCUGGGCGCGGCGCAAUAGUCGACCGUGUUUUGUUGCGCGGAAGCGCUCUCUCCCCACGCGUUCCGCCAGCGGCGGAAGGCUUGCGCGGAAUCUGCGGGACUUCACCACGCUUAGCCACAUCCGCAGCUGCUGGUGCCGCCCGUCGGGGGAGCCAUCCGCUGAAGGCGGUGAUGGCGCAAGCGGGGAAUGGUGGAAGCGGAGAGCAGGGGGAAGCUUCGGGGGAGCGGAAUGUUGCGCCGUUCGGGGCGUGGGAGUCCCCCAUCGGCGCGGAUAUGGCGAGCGGCGCUAGCCUGCGGUUCGGCGGGGCGAUGGUGGAUAGCGAGGGGCGACUGGUGUGGGCGGAAGGGCGGCCCACUGAAAAGGGUCGGGUGGUGGUGGUGAGAGAGGGUACACGUGGCGCAACCCCAUUGGACAUCUCCCCUCCCUCCAUGAAUGUGCGAUCUCGCGUGCACGAGUACGGCGGGGGGGCCUUUCUGGUCGCCCCCUCUCCUCCUCCUGCCACUUCGGAUGCCACGUCAGCAGGUUGCGGUGUGGAGGGCGAUCUGCUGAUCUUCUCCAAUGGAUCCGAUCAACGGCUGUACUCGCUCCAGCUGACAUCCAGCGGUCCAGAUGCAGCCGAGGCAUCCCAUCCCAAACCGCUGACCCCUGUUGUUGAGCCGCCUGGCACUCUGCGAUUCGCUGACGGGCGGCUGGACAUGCGGAGGCGGCGAGUGAUCUGCGUUCAGGAAGAUCAUCGCCCUCCAUCAGAGACAGCAGCACCCAGCGAAAGCAGCAAUCAUCGCCCUCCAUCAGAGACAGCAGCACCCAGCGAAAGCAGCGGCAGUGGUGGAACAGAGGAGCAUGGGGGGCAUGGGGAGCCGAGUAACAUGAUUGUGGCAGUGUCUCUGGAUGGGGAUGGGCCGGAAGGUCCCCUGAUGCUGGCAUCAGGAGCUGAUUUCUACGCCUCGCCGCGCGUCAGCCCAGAUGGCACCCAGCUGGCAUGGGUGGAGUGGAGCCACCCGCACAUGCCAUGGGAGAGGAGCAGAGUGAUGGUCGGCACGUUUGGUGAUAGCGGCCUCCUCUCCUCAGUGCAGUGUGUGGCAGGAGCGGACGAUUCCAUAUUGGAAGCACCCAUGGAGCCCCUAUGGUCUCAGGAAGACGAUCUCUACUUCCUCUCAGAUCGCUUUUCGGGCUUCUGGUCUCUGCACCGAUGGAACCCUGCAUCGGCUACAGUAGAGGUAGUUGCAGAGAUGCCGAAGCAAGACGGUGCCGAACUGAUGGUGGAGGUUGGGGGACCCCUCUGGGUGUUUGGCAAUGCGAGCUAUGGGUUUAUACCUGACAGCCCUCACCACGUCGCUGCUAUAUGCCAAGUGAAGGGGCAGUCUCAGCUGGCCAUCAUCAACACCCUCACUCGCUCCUUCACACUCACUCCUCCCUCCGACCCUCCUCUCACCCAGAUGUCACACCUGGUGGCUGGCAAGGAUCGUCUGUUUGUGUGUGCCGGCGGCCCCUCCACUCCCCUUUCCUUCUACGAGCUGAAGCCAUCUCCGGACAUGGCAUCUCUGCAUGUCCUCCUCCCCCCGAUCCGAGCAUCAACCGCCAUCGACACUGCCUCUCUCACCCCCUUCCUCUCCUCGCCUCAAUGGAUCGAAUUCCCCACCACCACCCCUGGGCAAGAGAACACCCACAGCGUACCCCCCCGCACGGCACACGCUCUCUUCUACCCGCCAAAGAACGGGAAUUUCCGGGGUCCUGAUGGAUCCCUGCCCCCCUUGCUGCUCAAGUGCCAUGGGGGACCCACGGGUUGCCUGGACUCCGCUCUGCGCCUGCCGCUUCAGUUCUGGACGUCAAGAGGCUUCGCUGUUGUGGACGUCAACUAUGGCGGCAGCACGGGUUAUGGGCGCGAGUAUCGGGAGCGGCUGCAUGGGCAGUGGGGAGUGGUGGACGUUGAUGAUGCAUGCAGCUGCGUUGAGUACCUGGUCCGUUCAGGGCUGGUCGAUGGCUCCAAGGUGGCGAUCGACGGGUCGUCGGCAGGAGGCUUCACCACCCUCUCUGCCCUCACAUUCCGUUCAGUCUUUAGAGCUGGGUGCUCGUUAUAUGGGAUUGGCGAUCUGGAGGCUCUGGCUCUUAUGAUGCACAAGUUUGAGAAGCACUACACCGAUACCCUUGUUGCACCCUACAGCACGCCUGAAGGAAAGCAGCUAUACCAGGACCGGUCACCAAUCAAGCACGUUGACAAGCUCGCAUGCCCUUUGCUGCUGCUGCAAGGACUUAAAGACCAGGUUGUGAGCCCUGACCAAGCCCGUGCCAUGGAUGCUGCAGUGAAGGCCAAGGGUCUGCCCGUUGCUAUUGUUGAGUUCCCAGACGAAGACCAUGGCUUCCGAAAUGCAGACAACAUCAAGGCAGCAUUGGAGAUGGAGCAUGAGUUCUUCUGCCGUGUGCUGCUCAAUCUGCCGCUUCCUCCCAGCAAGAGGCGGCUGACCAUUGCCAACUUCGAUGAGGACACCUGAACAGUAAUGGCCAUUCCUAGACCUCGUCACCUCGCAUCAGAGUCCUGAGUCCAGACCCACCUCACAUUUGAUGUACAGUACUGGGCGGUUAAAACUUUUGGCUCACAAUUGAGUUUCAGCUUGGUGCGUCACAAUUUUGACUUUAGGUGGGGUCUGACACAAGGGCUUUGGAAUUCGCUGACUAUUGUUAUUUGGUAACAUGGCAGGCAAAUUGAGUGUAUCCAAGCA
Molecule: messenger RNA, 2996 nt
Organism: Closterium sp. NIES-67
Lineage: Eukaryota; Viridiplantae; Streptophyta; Zygnematophyceae; Desmidiales; Closteriaceae
Source: the annotation of a GenBank genome assembly